GUUACCAGGGGAACCGAGCCGCCGCGUCUCGCCGGGUCCCAGAAGCUUAGAGGCCCUGUGUGUAGGUUGGCCAGGCACCCUCUCGGGAGCGGCCGCGCCUCGGGUGUAAACUGCCUUGACCCCAGGGAUUGCCUCUUGGCGUCUGAAGGCAUCUGAAGGCAUCUGAAUGAAGAUUCUGGGCUUCUCUCCCCAGAUGCGUGAUACUGGGAUGGGCUGGGGAUGCAGGGAUUUAACAGCUGUGGAGUUCCCCAGAGCCCCUUUAGCUCUGCAUUAGAGCAUCAUCAUCAUGUCGAGCUGCCUCUUCCUCCUGAAGGCACUUCUUGCUCUUGGGUCCGUGGCAUCCUGGGUGACUGCAGGAGAGCAUGAGUUUGGCGGUGAAUGUCCUGCCGACCCCCUCCCGUGUGAAGAGCUGUGUGAUGGGGACGCAUCCUGUCCUCAGGGACAUAAGUGCUGCAGCACCGGCUGUGGCCGUGCCUGCCAUGGAGACAUUAAGGGAGGGCGGGGUGGUGACUGUCCAAAAAUUUUGGCGGGCCUGUGCAUUGUCAGCUGCAUGGCGGAUGAGCACUGCCAAGCUGGGGAAAAGUGCUGCAAGUCAGGCUGUGGCCGUUUCUGUGUCCCGCCAGUCCUGCCACCCCAGCUGGCCCUGAACCCCAACCGGACCAUCAGGUCUAAUUUUGAAUUAGAGAUCCUGGUGCCCUAGCUGUCCUGAUGUGUCCUGAGUUUCUUUGGUGACUCCAGGGGGCUUGUCCUGGUAGCCAGGAGAGGAUGAUGUCCUGGGGCUUGUGACACCCCCAGGGACUUUCAUUGCCCUCUCUGCUCUGUUUCUAUUCUUGCUGCUGCCCUGAGCGUAGGAAACCCAGCCCUGGGCUUGGGCAGUGAGUGUGUGGUGCUUCUUUUCCCCAAUAAAGGCUGAUGCUGAC
Molecule: messenger RNA, 920 nt
Organism: Eubalaena glacialis (North Atlantic right whale)
Lineage: Eukaryota; Metazoa; Chordata; Mammalia; Artiodactyla; Balaenidae
Gene: WFDC3
Product: WAP four-disulfide core domain 3
Exons: 6
Coding region: 287-700 (137 amino acids)
Biological process (GO): antibacterial humoral response; innate immune response
Cellular component (GO): extracellular region
Molecular function (GO): peptidase inhibitor activity
Source: RefSeq, a predicted model, not a curated record